AUGUGUGAGUCUAUUUUGAUCAUUGAGUUCUCCCCAAUUCUUCAUUUUGACUUCUUCUCCCAACUCCCAGCAGUUUUUCCUUCUCCAAAAUCUCAACACUCCUUCCUCCACCCACCAGACUUGGCGUUGGGGUUUGUGUUGGACGAGGACUCCUUCUCAUCGCAGGGCUUCAACGCCGCCUUCCACUACGCCAGUGCGGGCUUCGACCCCGCGCAGGACAACAGCCCCGCCUGGACUGUCAAGUCCUACAGCACCUGGGUCUUGCCUGAAUCCACCUGGCCUGUGAAGAACCAAAGGGGUUGCGGCGAUUGUUGGGCAUACGCAGUGGUGGCGGCGGUGGAGGCAGCCCACAGAAUUGCGAACAACUCGCCGCAGCCCCCCGUGCUGUCGGUGGACCAGCUGCGCCUCGCCCUCUCCUCCAACUGCGACGGUGGCUCGCCCACCAAGGCGCUGCAGUUCCUCCUCAACGCCACUGCCCAGGGCAAGGGCUUGGUGGAGCAUGCAGUGUACUCCCAGCAAAUGGCUCUUCAAAGAAGAUCGCUAGCGAGCACCAAGUACUAUGGCAUCCGGGGCAUCGAGCGCACGGGGUUCUAUGGGUGGUUUGGACUCAUGCUGGCAGUGCAGCGCCAGCCUGUCAUUGUGCAUAUCGAGGCAUCCGCACCCUCCUUCCAAGACUACGAUGGGAGAGGCAAGUACGCGGACGAGGAGUGUUUCAGCAACCACCUGAACCACGUGGUGCUGGUGGUGGGCUACCUCUCUGCGGGCUCCGACCCCUCCAACUCCGCCGUGCCGCCGCCCUUCUGGAUCAUCCGCAACUCAUGGGGCACAGCCUGGGGCGACCAGGGCCACAUGCGCAUGGACAUUCGCAGUGGCGACGGCAUCUGCGGCAUCAACACUCUCCCGGGCCUCUUCCCCGUCGUCAGAAGCAGUGCUGAUCCGUGUGGGUCACGCUCCUUCCAGUACAGCGUUCAAGGCCCCACCUUCAACCCGUGCGGGCGGUACGAUUGCAUCAGGAAGGGCACCAGCAAUCGCUGCAAGUGCACUGACGCCCGCUUUGCUCAAGUCAAGAACACCGAUGGCUCCUACACCUGUGCCUAUGUGGACGUGUGUGGGUCCAGCAGUCGCAACCCGUGUGUGGUGGGCACGUGUGUGAACGAUGGCAAGGGCAGCUACUCCUGUGUGUGUCCGCCGGGGUUCAUCCAGGGCACCACCCUCGCCAACACCGCCUCCUGUGCUCCGGGGGAUGCAGGGGGGGUGUACACGGUGCAGCAGAGCAACGUGUGGUGCUCCCAUGUGCAUCCCAUAUUCGCCCUCACAAUCGACCAGUUCACGCAGCAGAACAAGGGCGUCGUCUGCUCGGCUCCUCUGCGCCUCAACGCAACCCUGCUUGUCAACUCCACAGUGCAACCCUGCUCUGUCUUCUACACCACCCUGAUCGGCGACACGUGCACGGGGGUGGCACGGCAGGUGGAGCUGUGUGGGGCGGCGGCGUCGGAUGCGGAGUGUGGGGCGGCAUUUCAGGCGCUCAACCCCGCUGUCAACUGCUCCUCCCUCAGCCCCUCCCAGGCCGUGUGCCUGGAGAGGGACCCCGCCAAGGCGAAUGUGACGGUGGUGUGCGACCAGUACUACCGGGCGCGCGUCAGCGACACGUGCGACAGCAUCAGGCAGCUGGCGGAGCCUCCUCUCAGCCCCGUGGCCUUCUACCGCCUCAACCCCGGCGUCAACUGCAACCAGCUCAUCCCCGUUAAGAACUACUCCCACUCCACCACCACCUUUGGCGCUGAGGUGUGCAUUGGCAGUGUGACCAACUUCACAGCGGGCGUCUGUUCCAGGACCAGCACCUACACCAUCUCACCGGGGGAUGACUGCAAGUACAUCAACGUCAAGUACUUCUACAGCAUCAAGGGCUGCUACAGGCGGAUGAAUGGGUAUGAAUGUGUGGACAAGUUAAGACCUGGGGUGAAGAUUUGCACGCCAAGUGCAAACAAGGCCCGAAUUGGAAGUUGCAGCAUCUGA
This is a messenger RNA of Closterium sp. Yama58-4, 2016 nucleotides long. The record is from the annotation of a GenBank genome assembly. NCBI's taxonomy places the organism in Eukaryota, Viridiplantae, Streptophyta, Zygnematophyceae, Desmidiales, Closteriaceae.